AUGCUCCCAACUCCCUCAACCUCCCACGUCAACUACGAUCACAUUUACGAACCAUCCGAGGACUCCUAUCUCCUCUUGGACACUCUCUCUUCAGCGACUGAGACCAAUUUCCUCAAAUCUCGAUUCUCGCCAGAGUCCACCUGCCCACUAAUACUAGAAGUUGGAACCGGUUCUGGAGUGGUUCUGGCUUUCGCGGCAGCAAACGCACAGCAUAUCUUCGGCCGGAGAGACAUCGCUACUCUCGGGUCGGAUGUGAAUCUUUUCGCUUGCACAGCUACGAGUCAGACUGUCAAGCUCGCUAUAGCGGCAAACAAAGAUGUCUGCGGUUCAAUGCUGGACGUUAUCUCAGGAGAUCUCACCUCUCCCUUGCGACAGGCUCUGGUGGACAUGGUCAUCUUCAAUCCCCCCUACGUGCCCACUGAAUCUCUGCCAUCGACCGGAUGCCCAAUUUCCACUUCAGACUUUGAGCGCGACUCUCACCUUCUCUCCCUUUCCUAUGCGGGCGGCCAGGAUGGCAUGGAGACCACCAAUCGUCUGCUGGACCAAUUGGCUUCGAUUCUGAGCAGGAGAGGGGUGGCGUACAUUCUCCUAUGUGCGCAGAACAAACCGGAUGAGAUUGUUCGGCAGUGGCAGCAGACUGAAGGUUGGACAGCGGCCAGGGUUGGAGAGAGCGGGAAGAAAGCGGGAUGGGAGAAGCUGUGUAUCGUGAAGAUAUGGAGAGAAAGGUGA
This is a messenger RNA of Lecanosticta acicola, 729 nucleotides long. The record is from the annotation of a GenBank genome assembly. Lineage: Eukaryota; Fungi; Ascomycota; Dothideomycetes; Mycosphaerellales; Mycosphaerellaceae.